Carica papaya (papaya) is the source of this 1146-nucleotide messenger RNA. The record is from RefSeq and is a predicted model, not a curated record. Lineage: Eukaryota; Viridiplantae; Streptophyta; Magnoliopsida; Brassicales; Caricaceae.
AUGAAUGUUUCCCCUGUAGCAGGUGAAAUACCUGAUGACAUUGGCAACCUACAAAGUCUGGACUAUCUGAAUCUGGCUUUCAACAAUUUAACUGGUGUAAUGCCACCCACUACCUUCAACAUCUCAACCAUAAGAGUCAUUGAACUAGAAAACAAUAACCUCUAUGGUCAUCUUGAAUCAAGCAUAGGUCUUUUGGUUCCAAAUCUUGAGGAGCUUUACCUGUGGGGAAAUAACCUUAAUGGAGUGAUCCCAGCUUCUAUAUCCAAUCUUUCCCAACUCGUACUCCUGGAAUUGGGCUCAAACUUUUUUUCAGGCCAUAUACCAGAUACACUUGGAAACCUAAAAUCCCUCCAAUUACUCAGCCUGCACCAUAAUAAUUUGACGGCACAAUCUUCUGAUUCUCCUUGGGGCUUUCUCUAUUCUUUGGCAAAUUGCAGACAGUUGAGAGUAAUCGACUUAUCAUAUAAUCCCUUGGCCGGCAGCCUUCCAAUCUCUAUUGGAAACCUCUCUUCAUCUGUUCAGAAGUUAUAUGCCAUAAAUUGCAGAAUUAGGGGUGGUCUUCCUAAAGAGAUUGGUAACUUAAGCAAUCUGAUAGAUUUAGGCCUUGACAGCAAUGAAUUGACUGGAGUUCUUCCAGCCACAAUUGGUAGACUACAAAAUCUACAAGCACUCUAUGUUCCUCAAAACAAAUUACAAGGAUAUAUUUCUCCUGAACUGUGUCAGUUACAGAGUCUGUAUGCUUUGAUCUUGAAUGAUAAUGGCUUUCACGGUUCUUUGCCUGAAUGCCUAUAUAACUUGUCUUCCCUUAGAAAUUUAGACUUAAGCUCCAAUCAGCUAACUUCUGCUGUACCAUCUACCUUAUGGAGACUCACUGGCAUGUUGCAAAUAAACUUGUCUUUGAAUUCAUUAACUGGCAAUCUCCCUAUGGAUAUUGAAAGUUUGGAGGCCUUGACGAAACUAGACUUAUCAAGGAAUCAAUUUUUCGGUAAUCUUCCAGAAAGCAUUGGAGGCCUAAAAGAUCUUCUGUAUCUUUCCUUGGCAAAAAAUGGCUUACAAGGACAUAUUCCCGAGUCAUUUGGAAAUCUGAUAAGCCUGGAAUUCUUGGAUCUCUCUUACAACAACCUUUCAGGAGUUAUUCCCAAAUCC